AAAUAUAUGUACGCUACUGCCACACAUCGCAUUCAGCCAACUUCACUCGGUAACGCAGACGCACACGGCAUAGGCCGCAUAGAUCUAUCCUAUCUAUCUAUCCGCAGUAUUACACACGUCGAGAAGCCGAACGAUACUUGCCCGAGGCGUUAAUUAUUUUCCUUAAAAGUCCGUCGUGUGAAAAAGCCGUUUCACUACCGACUACAUCUACGUUCGAGCUAACGAUUGUAGUCCGGAACUACACAUACAGCUGCUGCAGCUUUCGUCCAUGGCGAGAGUUUGCCGUGCGUGCGGUGCUGCUUCUUUCCGAGUGUGAACCCAGUUGAGGAAUUCUAUUUUUGGGACUCGGCGACGAGGAUCCCGAUCUAUUCGUAUAAUUGUGGAAGGAAGAGUCGUCCGAAUUAAAAUGGAUGCCCCAGCACUGUCAAGUUACUGGGUGAAAUUCUUUAAAAGUGCUGGUUUCCCAACCGAGCAUGCAACGAGGCAUGCACUUAUAUUCUCCAACAACCGGAUAAAACCAGACAUGUUGCCGGACCUGGAUAAACCCAGCUUGAAGGAGAUGGGCAUUACAUUGAUGGGUGAUAUGAUUGCUAUUCUACGAUACGCCAAGAAGGUUGUGGAAGAGACAACCUGUAAAAAGUUCCUUGUGGGCUCAGAAGAUUCACCCACACCAGCUAGUAAAGUUGUAGCCAAGCCUACAGUUAAGAAAGUAGUUUCCAAGGCAAUAGUGAAGACACCGGCAUCAUCUAAAGCAAAGUCAGAUGCCCCUGCGAAGGUUAUUAAAACAGCUGCAAGUUCAGUUAUCAAGCCUGCGAGCAGUGUUACUGUGAAAAAGAAAGUAACUCCAACAAGUACAAUCAUACACUCUAAAUUGUACUCUGACUAUAUUGAAAAUAAUCAAAAGCCAAAAGUUAGUCCAUUGAAGAGGAAAUAUGAGAGUGAUGAGGAUGAUAGUGAUGGCAAGUGGAAACGCAAUGAAGAAUUACAAAAGCGUCUCAGAGCUUUGAGUGAUGAUGAUGACGACGAAGACGAUGUGGAAGAGUUAAAGUUCAAAGUUCUUGCAACAAAAAAAACAGCUGUAAAGGGUCAGAAUAUUCUUAAGAAAGCCUUAGAACAAAAGAAAACAGUUUUCCAUAGACUGGGAGAUAGUAUGGUAUCAAGUACAACAAGCAGUACUGAGUCGUCUAAUCCCACAUUCAAAGUCACCGGCAUUGGCAAAGAAAGAAAUGCAACUUCUAGUGUAUUUAAUAGGCUUGGAAUCAAGGAUAAUGAAACUCCAUAUAGUAGGCAUUUAAGGAAUGGAGGCAGUGUUACAGCAACCCAAGGUAUACUCAAAUCACGUACACCACUGCUAGGAACAAAAGUAAUCACUACAAAGAAUUCGGGAACAAAAAUAAUCACCACGAAAUCUGCUGUGAAAAAGCCUGUAGGCACUAUGAGAGCUGACGAAGAAGCUAACAAAAAAGCUGUCUCAGAGAGUGUAAGACAACUUGUAAGAACAACAAAAAGUUUGAAAUUUAAUGAGAGUCCUGCAAGAAGUGCAGUAAGAAGUAACAGCUUGCAGACAAGAAAAUUGUCUCUUAAUAGCAAAUUAGCAUCAGAGAGAAUGGCAGUACCUGCCAAAUCUCGCUUGGGUAUAUCAAAGCAAGUGUCAUUUAACAAGAUAGCACCACUGAACCAUAACAAGAAACAAGGAGUUUUUAGUAGAUUAGGCGUUUGAUGUGAUUCUUGAAGAUUUAAAAGCUCUAUUAUAAUUUUAUAACAUUGUACAUACCUAAUAUGAUCUUCAUCAAUGCUCACAUCUUCAUUUUACGUCAUGCGCAUUAGAAUAUUGUUUUUUUAAUGCUAUAUAAAAAAAAAACAUAUUACGAAUCUUGCUCUUUUAAAAAAACUAAUCUAUAUGAAUCGUAAAUUUGAAAAACUAUAAAUGUGCUAGGACUAUUAACAUCGCAAAAAACUAUGAAAAUUUAGUGAUUACAUGAUAUUGAAAAUGUUUCAAAAGAAUGACUUCAAUGAUCUUUGAAUAAAAAAAGGACAAACUAGACAAUUGAAUAAAUUGUUGUAUUAGCUGUA
Molecule: messenger RNA, 2073 nt
Organism: Nasonia vitripennis (jewel wasp)
Lineage: Eukaryota; Metazoa; Arthropoda; Insecta; Hymenoptera; Pteromalidae
Exons: 4
Coding region: 407-1720 (437 amino acids)
Cellular component (GO): nucleus
Source: RefSeq, a predicted model, not a curated record